AUGCCGACCAGGACAUCAACUCGUCAAGCGGCCGUCAAGGCCAAUAAAGCAUUUAACCAAAGCGCCGGUAUUAAACGCAGAGGAUCGUCAUCAAGCCAGCUACCAUCGAAGAAAGGGAAGAAGGAUGUGAAGCCUAAUGAGGGAAAUGGCUACCAGAAGCCUACUGUGACCGAAGAGGCACAGGAGAUCAAACCUAGUGAAGAUCCAACCAAGGUUCAGACUACGGUUAAUAUGCAACCUACUGAAGCUCCGCCUGAGAAAUCUGUUGAGCCGGCCCAGGAAGGAGGCGUGAAAGAGGAUAAGGAGAAAGAGGAGAAGGAGAAAGAGGAGAAGGAGAAAGAGGAGAAGGAGAAAGAGGAGAAGGAGAAGGAGAAGGAGGAGAAGAAAGAACUAGAGAAGCUCGCCGAUGGCAUACCCGCAGGCAAGGAAGAGGAAAAAGAGGAGAAACCAGCCACGAAGGAAGCACAGACCGCCAUCAAAAUAUCGCCAGAAAGAGAAGACGUGCUUCCCUCUAGCAUCCUCGAGAAAGGGAUUGUGUACUUCUUCUUCCGCCCGCGUGUGAAUGUAGAAGAUCCUCAUAGUAUCAGCGAUGUUGCGCGCAGUUUCUUCGUUCUACAGCCGACCCCCAAAGGAGCCAAGAUAGAAGAUGGGCCGAUCAGAGACGAUACGGCUAAUUGCCGAUUACUAAUACUCCCCAAACAGAGAUACCCUGCAUCAGGCAGAGAACGCGAUAUGGGGUUUGUUGAGAAAGCCAAAGUCACCUUGAAGACAAUCCGUGAGAGUCUGAUGACGCCUACCACUUACGAGACGAAAACCUAUGGCGAGCGUACAAGGCCAGAGGCACGACCAUAUGCUGAGGGUGUCUAUGCACUCAUUAAGGAAGGCCGUAAUUCUCAUCUAGCCUAUAUCCUAACGAUUCCACGACAAUUGGGCGAUGUUCAAAGCGAUUUUGGUAUACAUGGUCGUGGUAGCUUUAUUAUCCAGUCAAAGAAUCCUGAGUACCCCGGUCCUCCUAUCGCUCAGCUGCCAAAGGGGCCGGAAUAUCCAGAGCAAGUUCAGGAGAAGUUCAAAGGUUACCGCUGGAUACCUACUGAGCCAGAAUUCCUAGAUUAUCCCAACGCUCAAUUUCUCAUGAUAGGCGAGGCUCAUGGCCAUCUCGGAAAAGCCGGGGAAGCUCACAUCGAUGAUCAAGGCACGAAGGAAGACCCUGCUCAGGAACUUGAUCAACUAGAGGAGGAAAAUGAGGAAAGAGUCGAUUCUCUGUCUGGUGAUCACUCAAUCUUUGAGGAUUUGGGCGCCGAAGCGAAGAAACAUGAGAGCGUAACUUCAGAAUGGGAGUAA
Messenger RNA from Talaromyces marneffei, 1341 nucleotides. RefSeq lists its product as uncharacterized. The transcript is spliced from 4 exons. The coding region runs from base 1 to 1341 and encodes 446 amino acids. The record is from RefSeq and is a predicted model, not a curated record. Lineage: Eukaryota; Fungi; Ascomycota; Eurotiomycetes; Eurotiales; Trichocomaceae.